Messenger RNA from Aureobasidium uvarum, 453 nucleotides. The record is from the annotation of a GenBank genome assembly. NCBI's taxonomy places the organism in Eukaryota, Fungi, Ascomycota, Dothideomycetes, Dothideales, Saccotheciaceae.
AUGCUGUUCCUACGCUGCACACGGCAUAUCGCCCAAGCGCGCCCGUCGCUCAAUCUCCCCGCGACCACGUCGCUGCUCCAGUCGACUCUUCGCCCUCUGGCCGCAUCUCAGCCCGCACAAUCGCAAGUCUCUCCUUGUCCGCCUCACAGUGCAUACUCACUAACCAUUGUCUGCAGUCGCACAUUCUCGCUGCUGUCAUCCAGACGCCCGACACUUCCCACCACCCCAACUUCGACACUAUCCCUCAACACGACCCUCGAGCUUCCAACUCUGCCAGCCGCUUCCACCACACUCACCCUUCUGCAGGCCAGAGGCCCCAAGAGAGAUACAUUCGACCCUUCGCACCGCGUCAGAAAGCGAAGAAGUGGUUUCCUUGCCCGUAUCCGCACGAGGAACGGCCGCAACCUGAUCAAGAGAAGACUUUUGAAGAAGAGAUCCACCCUCAGCCAUUGA